CAGGAUUCAUCCUCUGGGGGCCGUGAAUGUCGCAGUCUGUAGCUGAGAUAUUUCAAUCUGAACUAAAAUUAUACUAAACUUCAUCUUCAUCUUCAUCAUCAUUAGUUCUCACAAUCAGAAGAGUCCGUUCAGUACGCUGAUGUUUUCUUUGUGCAGUGUCUGAGAGAGUCUGUCCCCGGUGCGAGCAGCCGCGAUGCUGUGCAGUCGCCUGUUGCUUUCCAUCUACAUCCUCACCUUUCUGAUGGGGGUCCCUGCCAACAUCCUGGCAUUCUGCACCUUCUACCGCAAGGUGCGUCGCAAGGCCGUCCCGAUAGACAUCCUCCUCCUCAACCUCACCAUCUCUGACCUCAUCUUCCUCGCCUUCCUGCCAUUUAAAAUGAAGGAGGCCGCAGACGGCAUGGACUGGCUGCUGCCCUACCCUCUGUGUCCCUUCACCGGGUUUCUGUUCUACGUCACCAUCUACAACAGCACCUUGCUCCUCACUGCUGUGAGCGUGGAGCGCUACCUGGGGGUCGCCUACCCCCUCAGGUAUUCCCUGUGGCGCAGGCCUCGCUACGCCACAUUGGCGAGCAUCAUGUUCUGGGUGGUGACCUCUCUGAACCUCAGCGUCGUCUACAUCAUUCCCUACGUCCAGUGGAGCAAAGGUGCAAACAGUGACAGCAGCAAUGCCAGUGCCACUAACAACCCUGUCACACCUCCACCUACCUGCUACCUGGACUUCAGCAGGGAGGAGCUCAACAUCCUGCUGCCGAUCCGUCUGGAGCUCUUCGUCGUUCUCUUCUGCAUCCCCUUCUUCAUCUGCUGCUUCUGCUACGUCAACUUCAUCCGCAUCCUGUCCCGUCUUCCAAACAUCGGCAGACGUCGGAGGCUGCGUGCCAUCGGUCUGGCGCUCGGCACGCUGAUAGUGUUCGCCGUGUGUUUUGGGCCUUACAACGCCUCCCAUGUGGUGGGGUUUGUUCGCUUUGAGAGCGAGGAGUGGAGGGACGUGGCGUUGCUUUCCAGCACCUUCAACGCCUGCCUGGAUCCGUUCAUCUUCUACUUCUCCUCGGCGACUGUAAGAAGCAUGUUAGACCACUGCUGCAAGAACAUCAUGGCGAAGCUGCACAUCCUGAAGUGUGGAGGAGGAGCUGCUCACUGUCCUCAACAGAAACCCUCCAAGACUGACAAAUACAAGGAAGCACCCGUGCCUUGA
Molecule: messenger RNA, 1192 nt
Organism: Morone saxatilis (striped sea-bass)
Lineage: Eukaryota; Metazoa; Chordata; Actinopteri; Moronidae
Product: free fatty acid receptor 3-like
Exons: 1
Coding region: 194-1192 (332 amino acids)
Biological process (GO): cellular response to fatty acid; G protein-coupled receptor signaling pathway
Cellular component (GO): plasma membrane
Molecular function (GO): G protein-coupled receptor activity
Source: RefSeq, a predicted model, not a curated record